This is a messenger RNA of Ananas comosus (pineapple), 2124 nucleotides long. Its product is annotated as probable D-2-hydroxyglutarate dehydrogenase, mitochondrial. Lineage: Eukaryota; Viridiplantae; Streptophyta; Magnoliopsida; Poales; Bromeliaceae. The record is from RefSeq and is a predicted model, not a curated record. The transcript is spliced from 15 exons. Gene Ontology annotation, molecular function: catalytic activity; FAD binding. The coding region runs from base 81 to 1772 and encodes 563 amino acids. Gene Ontology annotation, cellular component: mitochondrion.
AAAAAAAAAAAAACGCCACUCUUUAACGCCCAAAACCUGUUUUCUCUCUCGCAUCAGUGAACGAGUAGUAGUAUAUCGCCAUGGAGAGGUAUCGGAGAGCCUCGCAAAUCCUUCUACGAUACGUCUCCUGCGAAACCCGAUCCCUUUCGAAGCGUCCGUGCGGAUCCUCAAUCGCAGGCCAAUCUCGUAUUCAAGAACAGUUUAUAAGAGAAUACAAUACGAAGUUGCGUAAUGUUUUACCCCACAGUAUGCCGCGGGUUUGCACGAGAACAGUUCAAGGUUCGAGAAUUUUCUGUCUUGAUAGACCAUGUGGAAUUCAGGGUCGGUCGUAUAGUUCUGCAGCCACAUACGCUCAAAGGAACCCAUCCUAUUCGACGCUAAAUUCUAGUGACAUCACCUAUUUUAGAAGUAUUUUGGGCGACAAGAAUGUAGUUCAGGAUGAAGAUAGACUGUCGGCUGCUAAUACGGAUUGGAUGCGGAAGUACAAAGGUUCGAGCCAGCUUUUGCUCCUACCGAAAACCACUGAAGAGGUAUCUAAAAUUCUUUUUUAUUGCAACUCCAGACGAUUGGCUGUUGUUCCCCAGGGUGGCAACACUGGUCUUGUAGGGGGUAGUGUUCCUGUUUUUAAUGAGGUAAUCAUCAAUAUGGCUUCCAUGGACAAGAUAAUUUCCCUUGACAAGGUCAAUGGUAUACUCACUUGUGAAGCAGGAUGUAUUUUGGAGAACUUAAACAACUAUUUGACAAGUGAAGGAUUUAUCAUGCCACUUGACUUGGGGGCAAAAGGAAGUUGCCAAAUUGGUGGAAAUGUUUCAACUAAUGCAGGUGGUUUGCGCUUCAUACGCUAUGGAUCACUUCAUGGAAAUAUUCUUGGACUAGAAGUUGUUCUAGCUAAUGGAACUGUCCUUGACAUGCUUGGAACUUUACGCAAAGACAAUACAGGAUAUGACUUGAAACACUUAUUUAUAGGAAGUGAAGGUUCUCUAGGGAUUGUCACGAAGGUUUCAAUACUCACCCCAGCUAAGCUUUUGUCAACUAACCUUGCAUUUCUGGCAUGUAACGACUACUUAAGCUGCCAGAAAUUAUUAUUUGAAGCCAAGCGGGAACUAGGUGAGGUUCUUUCUGCAUUUGAGUUCAUGGAUAGCCAUGCUAUUGAUUUGGUUUUGGGUCACUUAGAGGGACUUCGCAAUCCUUUACCAACAUCCUCGUACAAAUUUUACGUUCUUAUUGAGACCACGGGUAGUGAUGAAUCAUAUGACAAAGCAAAGCUUGAAGCUUUUCUGUUACACUCGAUGGAAUGUGCUCUGGUUUCAGAUGGAGUGAUAGCUCAAGAUAUAAGCCAAGCAUCCACAUUUUGGAGAAUUCGAGAGGGUAUAUCAGAAGCAUCAGUGAAAUUGGGAGCUGUCUACAAGUAUGACUUAUCAUUACCUGUUGAGAAGCUUUAUGAUAUCGUUGAAGAAAUGAGUCAACGGCUUGGUGACGUGGCGAAGGUAGUGGGGUAUGGUCAUCUCGGAGAUGGAAACUUGCAUUUAAACAUCUUGACAGCCGAAUACAGUGAUGAUAUUCUCGCAAAAAUUGAACCUUUCGUCUAUGAGUGGACUUCCAUGCACAGAGGAAGUAUCAGUGCAGAGCAUGGAUUAGGAUUAAUGAAAGCUGAUAAAAUUCACUACAGCAAGUCAUCAGAAACUGUGCAACUAAUGGCUUCUAUCAAAAAGUUGUUGGACCCCAACUGCAUAUUGAACCCUUACAAAGUCCUCCCUCAAUCUGUGCUCUAAAUAAACUGAGGUAAUCAAAUUCUUGUUGCUCUGUAUUUAUAAAUAAACGCCGUAUUGAAAUAUUUUGUUUUAUGGUAUCUCCUUUCAGCUGAUUUAAUUUGCAUGUUUUAUCUAGUGCUGAAAGUAGAGUUUUCUAAGUUUCUUAUUAACGGUCAAUAGUGAAAUAAUUUGCUAAGACAAUCAUUUCACUCUCUGUGACCUCUUUAUCUUCUUAGACAUGCAAAUUAAUACUCCCAUUUCAUCAAGUAUCUGCAACUGUUUCUGUAUAUUUAACUAAUAGCUCUAUGUAUCUAAGAGAGAAUCAAUACUCUUUUUUGUUCACGUAAUAUUGGCAUACCUUGUACUCUCUUCA